This is a messenger RNA of Wasmannia auropunctata (little fire ant), 470 nucleotides long. RefSeq lists its product as uncharacterized. The record is from RefSeq and is a predicted model, not a curated record. The coding region runs from base 9 to 455 and encodes 148 amino acids. Lineage: Eukaryota; Metazoa; Arthropoda; Insecta; Hymenoptera; Formicidae. The transcript has 3 exons.
GAAAGAACAUGUUGUUCUACGCUGUUAGUAUAUUUAACGUUGCAAUAUUCGGAUUAAUCUCAACUGGAAAAGCUGCGCUUCCUUUUACCCCUUGCAAGCGGAAUUCAGCUGAUUUUGCCGACUGUUUACAACGCUCUAUACAAGAAUCAUGGCCACGAUUUUGUGCAGGACUGCCAGAAUAUGACUUUCCGCCUUUGGAUCCACUAUACUUAGAACAUCUUCCAGUUCAUCUUAAAGUUGAUUUAAGCAACGUACUUGGAAAAAUAAUUAUAUUAAAUAUGACUGCCAUCGGAAUAUCGACGAUUCGUUUUCUUGCCGUGAGACCGCAUUUUCAUGACAACGUUUUCCGUUUGGAAAUUGACGCAGAAUUACCACUGUUAUUCGCAGAAGCUAACGUGGAAGUAAAUGGUACUAUAAGUGUAUUCAAAAUCCGUGGCAAAGGUAAGAUACAAUAAAUUCUACGUAUCUUG